GUGAGAACAUGAGUGAUCCAGAACCCUGCAGAAUGAAAUGCACUGAAGAUCCUGAAGAACAAAGAGACCUGAUGGAAGAGAGCGAGGACAGUGAAGAACUGAGUGAAGUGGAGGAGGAACAUCAUGUCAAACCUGGAGGAAAACCUUUGAGUCGCUUAAAGACUAAAAAUACAUUUUUAAAGAAAAGAAGAGCCAAGAAAUCUUUCACCUGCACUCAGUGUGGGAAGAGUUUCACAAGCAAUAAUCAACUUGAGAUUCAUAUUAGAGUUCACACUGGAGAGAAGCCGUUCUCAUGCGAUCAGUGCGGGAAGAGUUUCACACAAUCAGGAAACCUGAGGUUACACAUGAGGAUCCACACUGGAGAGAAGCCGCAUGAAUGUGAUCAAUGUGGAAACAGUUUCACAUUAAAACAUAAUCUUGAGGUUCACAUGAGAAUUCACACUGGAGAGAAGCCGUUCGCAUGUGAUCAGUGCGACAAAACAUUUAUUGGGUUAUCACAACUGAAGGCACACCUGAGUGUUCAUACGAAGGAGAAGCCACAUUCAUGUUCUGUGUGUGGAAAGAGUUUUUCACUGCUGUAUAAUUUACAACUACAUCAAAGAAUUCAUACUGGUGUGGGAGUUUACAUGUGCUUUGAGUGUGAGAAGACUUUUACUACAGCGAACUGUUUAAAACAGCACAAGAGAAUUCACACUGGAGAAAAACCUUACAAGUGUUCACACUGCGACAAGACAUUCAGUUGGUUAUCAACUCUGAAAAGGCAUGAGAGGAUCCACACUGGAGAAAAAGCUUACAAGUGUUCACACUGUGACAAGAGAUUCAGUCAGUCGACAGAUCUGAAAACACAUGAGAGGAUCCACAGCGGAGAAAAACCUUACAAGUGUUCACACUGUGACAAGAGAUUCAGUCGGUCAUCAACUCUGAAAACACAUGAGAGGAUCCACAGCGGAGAAAAACCAUACAAGUGUUCACACUGUGACAAGAGAUUCAGUCACUCAUCAACUCUGAAAACACAUGAGAAGAUCCACACUAGAGAGAAACCACAUACGCGUGAUCAAUGUGGGAAGAGUUUCACGCAAUCAGGAUCUCUAAAGUGUCAAUCCACUUAAAUGUAAAUCCACACUGGAGAAGAGAAAAACUAG
Molecule: messenger RNA, 1142 nt
Organism: Pimephales promelas (fathead minnow)
Lineage: Eukaryota; Metazoa; Chordata; Actinopteri; Cypriniformes; Leuciscidae
Source: RefSeq, a predicted model, not a curated record